Cyprinus carpio (common carp) is the source of this 2216-nucleotide messenger RNA. RefSeq names its product integrator complex subunit 15 (gene ints15). NCBI's taxonomy places the organism in Eukaryota, Metazoa, Chordata, Actinopteri, Cypriniformes, Cyprinidae. The record is from RefSeq and is a predicted model, not a curated record.
AUGUAUGUAUUGUGAACCGUGGAAACAUUGAAAGAAAUCGGCGACGCAGCAAUCGCGUGCGUAAACGUCGUCGCUUCAGACAAUGUGGGUCACCAUAGAGAAUAAUCGCUUAUUUGUGUGUACUGACAGCUUUCGAUCAACCCACUCAUAAUUCGAUAAGUGGUAUGUUAAUACAAUCCAAUUAGUUAGUCUUUCUACCGAUACAUUAUAUUCAGAGCUUCUCUUUUUCACAAUUUUGGAUAUGACACGCCUUACAACAAAAUAUCACGGUGUCAGUAUAGUAAUAGUACUGUGAGACCACGGGAUACACGCCAGGAAAGAAAAAUAUACCAUGAUUUACUCUAGUAUUAUCUCAAAAACAUGGUAAAUGUCCAGGAUCUGUGGUAUUAUCAUAAUGCACGUUCAAAAAACCUAGUAUACUGUGAUGCAUGUCGAAAAUAACAAGUUUCCCCUCCACAGCAGAGAUGAGUGAUAUCCGGCAUGCAUUGCUGCGGCGUGAUCCGCUGAGCGCGGCUAAAGAGGUUCUGUAUCAUCUGGACAUCUCACUGGGCAGCGCUCUGCAGAGCUCCACCGGCCCCACGCCUGGACUAGAGAAGAGCACGGUGGAGCUGGUGGAGGAGUUCAUCUUUCACGUCCCUAAAGACAGGAACAUCCAGCCUAAGGUGAGGAACAGGAGUAUCAAGUCUGGUCUGACUAAAAGAAGCACCUGGGUGGUGAGGAUGAGCUGCGUUCAAGAACUGCAGCUGCUGGAGAUCAUGUGCAGUUACUUCCAGGAACAGAGCAAAGAUGCAAUCCGACAGAUCAUUUUCUCCGCACUCUUCAGUCUUCAAGGCAACAAGGCUGAUGAGAGCCGCAUGGCCAUGCUUGGGAAGCUAGUGUCAAUGGCUAUAGCCAUGUGUCGGGUGCCAAUACUAGAGUGUGCAGCCACCUGGCUACAGCGCACACACUCUGCAUGGUGCGUGCGUUUGGCUCGGGUGCUGAUGGAUGAUUACUGCACACUGGUGCCAUGUGCCAUCUCUACCCUGCAAAACAUCUGUUCAGCCAGUCCUCGCUUUUGCUGUCAGCUCCUCACUGCAGUAACGGCUCUCUAUGACUUCUCCUCAGAUGAGUUGACUCCGCCCCCUGCACUCUUGGAGAUGCUGGUUGGUUGGAUCACAGAAGAUCCCAGACUACUGCUCCUCACCUUCAUCAACACACCCCUCAAUUCCAGCCUGCCAUUAGGCUGCCUUGAGAUCACGCCUCUUUUGGGUCUGCUCCGGUGGUGUGUGAAAGCCCCGUUAGCCUAUCAGAGAGGCCGCAAGUCAGCUUUGACCAAUGGCCAUGGAGAAAGUGAAAAAGGGACAGCGUAUGAAGAGCUGUACUCUAAGCUGCACCUGAGUGUUCUUCAAGUCUUUCUCAUGCUGCAGGUCCACCUGACAGAACAGAAUUUGAUAGGUCGGUUAGCUGUGCUUCCUGUGGAGUCUGUUGCCACGCUGGUAGAGGAAGUCAGCCGUCUGUGCGAGAAGCUCACGCCCUUCCCUGCUGCCAAUCAUAUCCAGCUGGCACUGGAUAGGCUGGCACAAGCUCUUCAGGUCGCCAUGGCAACAGGAGCUCUUCUGUGUGCCAGAGAGGACCUACGGACUUUGUGCUCCAGACUUCCCCACAACAAUCUGUUACAGCUUGUGAUGUCUGGUCCAGUAGUGCAGCCUCCACCUCACAGCGGACCCUUCCAGCCCAACAUGUAUCCACACAUCCACCCGGGUCGGCCCUCCACUCUUUCUCCCCACAGCCCGCACCCUGUACUGUCACCGCACCCCACACACCCAGCGCUGUCCCCACAUCGCCCGCUAACGGCCCACGCCGCACACCCUUCUCUCUCUCCACACGCCUUCCAUCCUGCUGCCAUGGCCUUUCCAUACCGGCCCAUUCGUUAACCAGCUAUACAGGACUUUUGGACUACUCUGCUUCCUCUUGGGAUGAGAACAAACUGUUUUUGUUAUAUUUUAUAUUAGAUGAUCUUCAGAACUUUUGGUUUGAACUUGUAGUCACAUGUUUGGCUUGGUCAGGUUAUAUGGUCUUGUGUAUCAUAAAUUGGGAUAUGCAUUGUAUCAUUUUAGGUUUGAUAUAGACUUUAAAAAGCGCUUGUACAGAUUAAGUGUUGUUUCAGGUAAAAAUGCAUUCAUACCUUUUAAACAAUAAUAUUGUACAAACCAUGAAAUAUAUUUUUGGAAAAUCGA